This is a messenger RNA of Dermacentor andersoni, 1058 nucleotides long. Its product is annotated as solute carrier family 22 member 7-like. Gene Ontology annotation, molecular function: transmembrane transporter activity. Lineage: Eukaryota; Metazoa; Arthropoda; Arachnida; Ixodida; Ixodidae. The record is from RefSeq and is a predicted model, not a curated record. Gene Ontology annotation, cellular component: membrane. Gene Ontology annotation, biological process: transmembrane transport.
CACAGCGCUGGAGUGAUCAGUGCGCAAGUCACCUUAUAGUACAUUCGAUUAUUACGUGCUAAAUUAUAACCACUGCUCCAUAUCUGCAGGUUCCGAUCCACACCUCUGUCAUAUCCCAGUGGGACCUAGUGUGCGAACGACGUUGGAUAUUGAAAGCGAUGAUGGCAAGCUACAUGGGCAGCACGGUCGUCCUCAUGCCGUUCACGGGUAUAGCGGCCGACCGAAUCGGCCGGACUCCGGUGCUGGCCGUUGCGCUCUUUGGCCUGAUACUCGCCGGCACCACGGUCGCCUUCGCCACCACGCUGCUCAUGUUCGCCAUACUGCGAGUACUUGUCGCCGUUUCAUCCGCUGCCCUGCUCACGGUGUCCACGGUGCUCCUCUUCGAGGUGACCGACUCGUCGCGCCGCGUACUCUACAGCUCCGUCGCCAUCGCCGGCGGAGUCUCGGCCGCCAACGUGUACAGCGAGAUCACGUACGAGCUGGCCAGCGAAUGGGCACUCAUCCAAAUGCUCAGCAUGCUCCCCAGCGUGCUGCUCGUAGGCGCCGUGUACUUCAUCGAGGAGUCGCCGCCCUGGCUCCUGGCCACGCAUAGGCUCCGGCGGCUCUCCAAGGUGGUGACGUCGGCGGCCCAGACCAAUGGCGUCGACCUCGUGCACGUGGCCAAGCGGCUGGAAGGCCUCCGCAAGGAGGACAGGAGGUCCAGGUGCGACAGCACCAACGAAGCGGUCAACGAGGCACCGCCGCUCGAGGUGCUGACGAACCCGUUGUUUCGCUCCGAGACCCUGGUGGCCUUCGGCUGCUUGUUUCUGGUGAUGAGCCUCUUCCACGAGCUCCGAGGUAGCCGCGACGACCGAUCCGUCUACUACGCCCAGAUCGCGCUGGAAUGCCCCGCCGUGACGUUCAACGUGUUCUUGCUCGAACGCAAGGGACGACGCAUCGCCAGCGCCAUCUGCAUGAUCGCUCUCGGCUGCCUCGUGGCGGUGCUCGGCGCCUUCUGCUUCAUUUUGCCGGGUAAGGCCUGCUACACACACCUUAGCUUUAAAGGGACCCCCCACUGA